Acanthopagrus latus (yellowfin seabream) is the source of this 1992-nucleotide messenger RNA. RefSeq lists its product as uncharacterized. The record is from RefSeq and is a predicted model, not a curated record. Gene Ontology annotation, biological process: response to bacterium. Lineage: Eukaryota; Metazoa; Chordata; Actinopteri; Spariformes; Sparidae. Bases 1071 to 1823 code for a protein of 250 amino acids. The transcript has 8 exons.
AGGAGACUGCUUGAGCAAGUUGCCGGGAACUCUAACAUGGACUACAACAAGAAGGCAGGGCCGAUGAGAGGAGUUUCUCUGGAGGGUGGUCCGGAUGCCUGUGACAUAGACAUGACUGAUCUGGAGUGUUACAACUUAGGUGGGACCACUCUGGAGGUAAGCCAAGAGAACCUGACAUCAGAAGGUUCACCAGGAGGCUGCACAGGUGCAGACAGGCAGUGGGCUGGGUAACUGAUCUGCAGGCAAGAGGCUAAUGGCCAUUGGUACAGUGGCUACACACUGGGAGCAGAAAUUGGAAGAUGCAGGGGAGUCUGGAAUGACUGGUCUGGAAAUCCAGAGGGCAUCUGGGGGACGGAUGGAUAAUGCCAAUGGCGGCAAAGCUUCAGAAAAAUGGGCUAAGUGGGAAACGAAUCAGGAUAAAGAUGUGUCCUCCACCAGGUUUAUGGCUCUGUUUUUAGAUGUGUCUGCCUCACGCUAGAAAGAUGUGGCUAAAGUUGCAAGGGAAGCAAAUCACUCCUCUGCUGUCAAUAUAGUAUGUACAGUUUAAAAGUGCUGGAAACAUCAUUACAGUAAAGCAUGCCAUACUGUGGUAAUGGAAUCAAUCAAUAUCAGCUGCUACGACUAUAAAAGGCUGUAUAACCGUUAGUUUUUGAAAAUGUGGUUAAAAUCUGACAUUAAUUUCACUAGCUCAAGUCAGCCAAGAAAAAACAAAAAUACCACCUCCAGCAUGUACCACCUUAUACUAAGACAAAAAAAAAAGGUUUCCCUGUGUGGAACCACCUCCAUUUAGUUCACUGGUGAUGAUACAGUCAUGGCCACAAGGCGGUGAAUGAAAAUUGCUUCUACACAGCUGUCUGAAAUGGAAGGAAACAUAAGGACAACUUACACAAAAAUAAUAUCUGAAGAGCAUUCUGCGCCAGCACGUUUUCUUCCUGAAAGCGUGUUUGUGGUCAGUUUGAUGAACAGCAUAAGCAACUUAAAAAACACCCCACCUCUUCGGUUGAAAGCGCCCUGAAAGCACUGGAGCACAGCUCAGUUGCGGAGAUUGCACAGUUACAGCCACACGCGCCAUGAAGAGCUUCACCUUGAUAGCAGCUUUGACUCUCUGCAGCUUUAGCUGGAUCUCUGCCUCAGUCUCUCAGUCUCAGACUGUGGAGGCUCAGUCUGGUGAAGGAGUCACACUGCGGUGCAACAACACCCACAACAAUGGUGCGGUGAUAUUCUGGUUCAGACUGGUCGACAGAACCGAGGUCAGCUGUGUCUCUGUCAUGAUCCAUUCCAAAGAAGCUAAAUACUGCGAAGGAUUUCAAAAUGGGAAAUUUGAAAUGAGAAGCAGCAACAACACUGUCUCUCUCAAAAUGUAUUUUGUGGUUAAAUCUGAUGCAGGACUGUAUUUCUGUGGAUUUUACACUGGUGGAAUUAUCACUUUCAGUGUCACACGUUUAAAUGUCAAAGGCAGCAAUGAGCCACCUGGUGACGAGGACAGCGGAGAUAAAAGAGAGUCUGGAGGAAUAGCAAUGCUGACGAGUGUGAUCGUGGGUGCUCUGACUGUUUUCCUUAUACUGGUCAUCAUCAUCAUCAGCGGUCUGGUUGUGAAAGUCAGGAGACUUCAGAAAGCUGCCACUGAAGAAAAUAAUCCACAACAGUGUGAGAAUCUGCUCUCUAAUCAGCUAAAGGAUGCAGCCGUGAGAUUUUACCCGACAUCAGUAAGAAGCAGGAGGCCUGCAUCAGAGAGAGAAGUGGAAACUCAUAUCAUUUAUACUGCCAGCAGACAGACUCAGAAGGUUUUGUCUGACCUUGGUCACUGUCCAGAUCGAGCAUAGUUAGAUAGAGGUCUGCAGCAGUGGAGGAGUGAGUGAGGUUCACCUCACUUGUUUGACAGGAAGAGGCAGCGCAGUGUGGUCUGAGCACAACUGAAGGGAAAACCGCAAGGUCUGUUAGAUCAACGCACUGUGGAAAUGAAGUCUGAAAUAAAUGAACUGGACAUUUCAA